Diaporthe amygdali is the source of this 792-nucleotide messenger RNA. RefSeq lists its product as uncharacterized. The coding region runs from base 1 to 792 and encodes 263 amino acids. The transcript has a single exon. The record is from RefSeq and is a predicted model, not a curated record. NCBI's taxonomy places the organism in Eukaryota, Fungi, Ascomycota, Sordariomycetes, Diaporthales, Diaporthaceae.
AUGGCAGAGCCUAAGCACCCGAGGACUCAAUACGACGACAUUGCGACAUCAUAUGAUCUUGUCUGGACCACCCCCGCCGUUAAGCCCCUCCUCCCACUAUUGAAGUCGACCCUCGGCUCCCUCGGCCCACUGGCCGGAUCAUCCGUUCUGGAUCUUGCAUGCGGCACAGGAAUUGGCUUACGCCUGGUUCGCUCCUUGGGGGCUUCCAAGCUGGUUGGGGUGGACAUCUCUCACCAGAUGAUCGGGAUAGCAGAAUCGACAGUCCCAGAGGCUGUCUUCCACACGGCGGACUGCAGCAAGCCCUUGGACAAGCUAGGACUGGAACCUAAGAGCUAUGAUGUCGUGCUCGGCUUUUGGCUGCUGAACUACUGCCCUUCAUCCGUCGAGAUGCGCGGGAUGUGGGCCAAUAUUGCGAACUACCUCAAACCCGGCGGAAAGUUUGUGGGCAUUAUUGAGAAUCAUAGUAUCGUGCACCCGAUUGGUGUGCAGAGCUUCAAAUACGGUUGCAGAGAGAGCGAAGUCUCGGAGCUCGAGAACGGGCAAGGCUGGAGUUUACACGUCGAGUUCCAGACAGAGCCGGAAAUCGCGUUCGAUGCGUUCAGAAUGAAGAAGGAGAUUCUGGAGUUGGAAUCGAAGAGUGUCGGGAUGGGUGAAAUCACUUACUAUGCUCCGAAAAAGGAGCAUGUCCGAGAGACUGGAGGGAAUGGAGACACAACGGAUGAGGACGGAGACUGGUGGAACGACUUGUUGAAUGAACCUCCGAACUUUGUUAUUGUCGCUCAGAAGCUUUGA